Molecule: messenger RNA, 1507 nt
Organism: Saccostrea echinata
Lineage: Eukaryota; Metazoa; Mollusca; Bivalvia; Ostreida; Ostreidae
Product: AFG2-interacting ribosome maturation factor-like
Exons: 4
Coding region: 327-953 (208 amino acids)
Cellular component (GO): nucleus; cytoplasm
Source: RefSeq, a predicted model, not a curated record
GUGGGGCUAUGCAGAAUUGAACAAAAAAUGAAAAAGUACUGAUCCUGAAAUACCUCAAGCAGACCAAAACAUAAUAAUAACAUAAAUUUGUGGAAGAUUGGUUUGUAGCUACAGUGGAUUUAUUAAAAUUUUUAACAUCGGGAUCGACAUCCUAAUAUUCUACUUUCAUUUUCGCCACGUGCUUGCAGUUUAGAAGUUGUUACUCUUAACAUGAAUAUUAUAAAUCAAUAGAACUUAUAUGGCCGGUAGAUAUAUUAUUUGAUGUACAAGAACAUGUGGUUUAACCUGGAUUUCAGUGUCAGUGUUACGAGCUUUGACAUUUUGACAUGGAAUAUAUUUUUCCGGAAACUGGGAAGGAUCCAAGAUUCGUGCAUUUGCUCCAACAGCUACAUAAAGCAUUUUCAGUCGUGAAAUCAGGUCUAAGUAUCUGGGAAGAAGCUAUAGCAAAGUCUCAGCCACAUUUGAAAAGUGUACAGAACUUGUCAGAGCAACAUCAUUGCUGUGUACAGGCUCAGGGGUUAGGAGAGAUAGUGCAAAGGUUUCCUGACGUCAGGGAAAAACUUCUGUACAAAAUCAACAAGGAAAUCGACAACAAUAUGGCUAAUCUUUACAAAGCUGUUGAUGUUUGUAAAGAAGUAUGUGACAAAGUUUCAAAGCAGUGUACAAGAUGCCAGGUAGUCUACAACAAAACCAACGAAGACCUUAACAUGCUAACCCGAAGGUCACCCACUUGCCCAUCUGCUGUAGAAAUGCUUGAAUGGUUGCAAGAUAGUGAAUACUUAAUGAUGAAUCAAUACUUGAUCAGGAAACAUUUGUUAGACAAGUUUUCUCUGUCAGAUAGAGAUCAGGAAUCAGUCCUGUACAAACAGUGGUCCACAGAGGAUACAACUCUGCUGCAGACUAUUAAGGGGCAUCUCCAGUAUUUGGAAUUCUUUUUAGAAAUGAAGAUCUAAGUACAGAGAAUUCACUACAUCAGAAAUCCUAGGCUAUGGUGUGUGUUUGGAAACUAUGAGCAAGACUGAAAGAGGGCCAAGAAAAUUUUUUUUUAAACAUCUAACACAAUAUUGUGAUGAUAGUUUGCAGAAAGAAAUUUAAUUAAGUUAAAUAUAUAUAAACCCAUUAGCAGGAGGAAAAUAUGUUUUCAUAGAAAGGAUUUUUAAUUAAAUUUUUGCCACAUGUCAUAAAAUAUUGGAAACUGAGCAAACCAGAAUAAAUAAAGGAAUACUAGUAAUUCAAAAAAGGAUAUGAUUCUGACCUUGUGCUUAUGAAAGUUUUGUUUUGGUUUAACUGAAUCUUUCUGAUGCUGUUGUCCUUUAACUCAAGGUCAUAAAGGAGGAGACAUUAUUCAAGGGAUUAAAAGGUGUGUGAAAGUGCACAAAAGUGAAAAAUUAUCAUGUGAAUCUUCCGAUCAUUAAAAGUUUGAAGAUGUGAAGUGUACCAAAAUCAAGGAAGGUGAAUUAUCGAUGGAGUUUAACUUGUUUUCCAAUAAAUUUUCAUUUGCACUUUU